AUGGGCGAUUUCGCACCAAGUCAGAUAGGAGAAGAAGCUGCUGCGUUGGGAACAACAAUCGUUUCAAACGGGGAAUGGGACAAGCUAAACAUCACCUGUUUGUCAGGUGCUGAUAUCUUAAGUACCAGAGAGCAAAACUUCUCAUCCGUUUUUGGAGCUGCUGGCUCUCUACUCGUCGUAAUCUACGGACUCGUACGUUUACUCUGGUAUAUUGCUAUCGGACUUUUCCCUUCAUACUUCAAGAAAGCACAACUCCAAAGCACUUCUAUGCUGAGGAGGAACAAAUUCUCAGUGUCCUUGACAUUCGUCUGGUGUUUUGUCAUUUCUCUCCUUACCAUUCCGCAAUUAUGGGGUGUCUUGAGACUGAGGGGCAUUCAGAGGGUCUUGGCAGGGAAUACGAAAAAUGUUUAUGUUGACGAUCGAUGGAGUUUUGGACAAAUACUUUCUGUUAUGAUAUUUGCUCCCGUGUUUACAGGAAUGGGAUUCUUGUUCAUCAGGAAGGGAGAAAACGAGGGAUGA
This is a messenger RNA of Hymenoscyphus albidus, 519 nucleotides long. NCBI's taxonomy places the organism in Eukaryota, Fungi, Ascomycota, Leotiomycetes, Helotiales, Helotiaceae. The record is from the annotation of a GenBank genome assembly.